AUGGAUGCGCCUGCACCUGCAGCUCGCAGGUCGGCUUCAGGACGUGCACAGAUGUUAAAUGGCCUACGCAAACCUUCACAGCUUGAGAUUGAGCAGCAUGACUUUAUCCUACAACAACAACAAGCCACCAUCGAUCAGCUUGCAAGUCUGCAGGCUCAGACCCAGCAGAUAUUCGCUCAAAUGGAUUUGAAUGGUGCACACGCGCCCAACAACCGCGAAGCAAUCUCAAAUAAUAUGCAGAACAUGACAAGAACACGCAGAUUAUCUAGUAAUCCUCCUCCAACCAGCGCUAAUCAUCGCUCCAAUACUCCCUUCAAAGGCCGUAGACCGGCAAGCUUAAACCUGUCAGCACUCAACACCGCAGCACCAAUUCAUGAGGAGCUACAUAAUGCUCCACUACCACACACUGCGAUUCACAAUUCCAACCAACCUCAUCGCAACAACAACGCCAGCAAGAGAAAAACUUACUCUAACUUGGGCCACCUCCCUCCAGUUCCGCAGUCUGCACCUGCUAACGCUCCAAAUGGAAGACAUUCCUCCUUCCGUGUCCCUUCAGCACUCAAUUCUGCAAACAACGCUCCUCAAGGUUGCGUGAGACAACCACGUGGUCCACCUUCAGAAAACCUCGAGGCUGUUAACUUUAGCUCCAGACAACGCAAAUUGGCAAGUAGACGUUUGUCUGGUUUGGCUGGCAUAGCUGGCGCUAGACGUAGAGUCAGUGUGGCUCCUACUGGUGACCCAAUCGAUGCAUCAAAUGGCGAUUAA
This is a messenger RNA of Wallemia ichthyophaga EXF-994, 765 nucleotides long. RefSeq lists its product as uncharacterized. The record is from RefSeq and is a predicted model, not a curated record. The transcript is spliced from 2 exons. NCBI's taxonomy places the organism in Eukaryota, Fungi, Basidiomycota, Wallemiomycetes, Wallemiales, Wallemiaceae. Bases 1 to 765 code for a protein of 254 amino acids.